CGUACGGUUACCUUUAUUCACUGUGUGACUUGUCUUUUUUUUGUCUCCGCCUUAUUGUAUAUCACGGUCGCGUAUGAACGAAGGGUUUUUUGAGCGAACAACGCAAUUCUCACAACAGGUUGUAACAUGGCUUUUCCCCCCUGGCUUCCCUUUGCCCAUGCACCGCUACUGACUUUAUCCGCGAUGAAACGAUGAGUAAGAACCUGUUGGUUGCUAGAUGGAUAGUCUCAGAUGAUCCCGCAGGUGAAGAAACUGGAUGUGGAGGUCCUGGGCUGGAGUGGUUACACGUGGUUUGCGGAUGUGAGACCGCUACUGACAAAUUCUCUAAAACAAUGUUGGACGCAGCAUACCGUAGAGAAAUGAACAUUCAAUUCUCUUGCAACAACUCUGUUGGACAUUCCUGCAGUCAGCAUGCCAAUUCCACGCUCCCUCAACGGUUUCUAACGCAUGAUUCAACAAGUUUGUAAGAAUGGCAGCGAUCAACGCUGGCGGUUCUCUUGUGGCAACCCAUGACUACUACCGACGGCGCAUCGGCUCCACCUCCAGCAGCAGCUCCUGUGGCAGUUCAGAGUACAGUGGGGAAGUCAUUCCACACCAUCCAGGUCUACCAAAACAAGACUCUGGACAUUGGUGGUCCAGCUUUUUCUUUGGGAAGCAGAACCAGCCAGGAAUGACCACUCUGACUGAGGAGGCCCAGCAGAAGGCGACGGCCAUGACUUUGACCAACGGCCAGGUGACCUGCGUUGCCAGGGAGAUGGUGAUGAAGAGGCAGGUUAGCGACCCCGUGAGCUCCGAGCAGGCGAUUCCACCCCCCUCCUGAGGCAAGAAGGGACCAACGCUAGGAGACGGGAGGCUGCUUCCCCCCUCCGUCCCUUAAACCCUUUAGAUUUUCUUCCAUCCUUCACACUACAUAGAAAGUAUGAAGCAAUGUAUCAGGCAUACAAUGUAGUAUUCUAGCGUAGGUAUUGGAACAGAACCCCCUUCCCUUUAACCCUAAACUAAGAAUGCAUUCUAUUCCCUAUUUAGUGCACUACUUUCGACUCAAGACCCAUUGGGUUAUGGUCAAAAGUAGUUCAUUAUAUCGGGUGCUGUUUAGGAUGUAGAAAUGUUGCCAACAUCCACGUUAGAAAACUACAUAGAAUGAAUGUCUGUCACUUUGCUUCACGCUAAGCAUUAUGGGUAUUGGAACAAUUAUUUGUUUGUCUUAGGACAGGCUGCCAAUUAACUUUUUUUUUUUUUUUUGUAUCCUGUUUUCUAUGACUAAAAAUAAAAUGAGAACAAACUAUA
Messenger RNA from Salvelinus fontinalis (brook trout), 1287 nucleotides. Its product is annotated as pancreatic progenitor cell differentiation and proliferation factor B-like. Bases 470 to 820 code for a protein of 116 amino acids. The record is from RefSeq and is a predicted model, not a curated record. Lineage: Eukaryota; Metazoa; Chordata; Actinopteri; Salmoniformes; Salmonidae. Gene Ontology annotation, biological process: multicellular organism development; cell differentiation. The transcript is spliced from 6 exons.